Molecule: messenger RNA, 534 nt
Organism: Alternaria metachromatica
Lineage: Eukaryota; Fungi; Ascomycota; Dothideomycetes; Pleosporales; Pleosporaceae
Exons: 2
Coding region: 1-534 (177 amino acids)
Source: RefSeq, a predicted model, not a curated record
AUGCAGUACAAACGCUUUGAGGGUGAAUACGAGACCGCAGAACAAUUCGCUCAGGAUUGGAACCCAGCAAAAUUCCCCAAAGCUAAAGAAUGGACAAACGACGAUUUCCGCUCAGCGAUACAGCACUGGACAUUUGAUCGCAACAAGAAGAACACAUCUGAAGCUAUCAACGAAGCAGAAGCGGCACUGUAUGAUCCGGGCAGCGGAUCGUGGGCCGGUACGCAAGAGUGGGUCCGAGAACAACACGUUUGCGAGACAGUAUAUGUAUGCCUCUUGAAAGUGUUGAGACGAUAUGGGUACUGGAGACAUUCCAUCACCCUUCGGUCCAAGUCUUGGGACGGCCAAAUGAUGACGAUAUAUCGCAUGCAGGGAGCGGAGGAGCUUCCCCUAUGGCUUCAGUGUCAUGGAUUCGAGAUUGAAGAUGAUGAGAUUGUGGCUGAUGAGGAUGGGGAGGACGUAAAUAAGCUAGACGCUAUGGUAGGGGAAUGGCUUUCAACCUUGGAAGGAGAGGAAGUAGAUAUCUUGGAGAGAUGA